Messenger RNA from Stereum hirsutum FP-91666 SS1, 2364 nucleotides. RefSeq names its product subtilisin-like protein. NCBI's taxonomy places the organism in Eukaryota, Fungi, Basidiomycota, Agaricomycetes, Russulales, Stereaceae. Gene Ontology annotation, biological process: proteolysis. Gene Ontology annotation, molecular function: tripeptidyl-peptidase activity; serine-type endopeptidase activity. The coding region runs from base 197 to 2050 and encodes 617 amino acids. The record is from RefSeq and is a predicted model, not a curated record. The transcript has 14 exons.
CUCUCAUGAAUUGUGUGCUCUGAGCUGAUAUUCUCAGAGGAACGGGAGGAGCUUAAUUGACACCGCAGCAGAUACAGAAGCCUAUGCAUUCUACGUAGUUGUCUUGGCCAUGAAACCUCGCAUGGGUCGAUCUUCCUCCUCGAUUAGAGCGCAUGAUCAACAUCCAAUUUUAGAUCUCUAUCUAUAAAUUCGAACCAUGCUGCUCGCUUCGGCUCCUGUUGGCGCCCCCCGACUUCGCGCGAGCACCACCAUGAUGAUAUUCCUCGUCCCCCUCGUCUUGUCUGCCUUUGCUUUUGCUUCUCCAAAAUACACUAGCAAAGUCAAGGAAAGCAUCGAGGCACCGAGGGAAUGGAUCAAUCUGGGCGCUGCUCCAGCAGAUCAUACGAUCGCCCUUCGGAUCGCCCUGCCUCAAUCCAACUUUGAUGCCCUCGAGCAGCAUCUGUAUGAGGUCAGCGACCCUUCGCACUCGAGGUAUGGAGAGCAUCUAUCGAAGGAAGAGGUAGAGGAGCUCGUGGCACCUCGUGAGGGUAGUGUCAACGCUGUGAGCGAAUGGUUAGAACAGCAUGGGAUCGGAGCGGACCAGGUUUCGAGGUCGGAUGCGGGAGACUGGGUCAGAGUUCGUGUUUCGGUUGGUUUGGCUGAAAAAAUGCUCGAUACGAAAUACUACGUCUGGAAACAUGCCCAAGACGGGGACGUGCUCGUUCGCACGACGAGCUACAGUUUACCUUCGGACCUUCAUUCGCAUAUCGAGCUCAUUCAGCCUACGACCAUGUUCGCCCGUCCUCUCCGUCAGAAGUCCAUGGUUAGCCUCGUACCGGACCAGGCUUUCGCUAGCAAUUCUUCAAAUGGGACUAUUACCGAUCCCGUCACUGGCGUCAAAGUCGAUGCGAGCUGCAACACGACCAUCACUAUUACUUGUAUCAAGCAGUUGUACAGUGCUGUUGGAUACAACUCCAGCGCCGUAAAUGGUAACCAGAUCGGCAUCACGGGUUAUCUGGACCAGUUUGCUAACAUGGAGGACCUGCAACUGUUUUAUGCCGACCAAAGGCCAGACGCUCUGAAUUCGUCUUUCAAGGUCGUUUCCGUCAAUGGCGGCACGAACAAUCAAACCUUGAGCGCAGCGGGAGCUGAAGCAGAUUUGGAUGUCCAGUUCGCCUUUGGACUAACUUUCCCAGCUCCGGGUACUUUCUGGACCACCGCCGGCUCCCCGCCGUUCGUACCGGAUGCACUUACCCCCACGGAUACUAAUGAGCCAUACACUGAGUGGUUGGACUUCGUCUUGUCGCAUCCGAAUCCACCUCAAACGAUUUCCACUAGCUAUGCUGAUUCUGAGCAGAGUGUCCCCGAAAGCUUUGCCAAACGGGCUUGUGCAGGAUUCGCCCAACUCGGCGCCCGCGGCGUUUCACUCUUGUUCGGUUCUGGCGACAACGGUGUGGGUGACGGACAGGCCACAUUCAAUGCUUCGACUACGGAGUGUAUUGCGAACGAUGGCACGAACAGAACGACUUUCAUACCCUUGUUCCCCGCAUCGUGUCCUUUCAUCACCUCGGUUGGUGCUACACAACACAUCCCCGAAGUCGCGGUCACUCGGUUCUUCUCUGGCGGAGGAUUCUCUAACUAUUUCUCUCGACCUUCGUACCAAGACGCAGCGGUCGCUUCGUUCUUCGAAAAGUUCGACAAGAACACUUAUAAAGGACUGUUCAACCCUGAAGGACGGGCCAUCCCCGACGUCUCCGCCCAAGGCGACUUCCUCCGCAUCUUCCUCUCCGGCUCACCCAUCUUAAUCGGCGGCACCUCCGCCGCCACACCCACCUUCGCCGGAAUCGUAUCCCUCCUGAACGACGCACGCAUCUCUGCUGGCUUACCGACUCUCGGUUUCUUGAACCCUAUGUUGUACAGCACGGGUCUUGCGGGGUUGAACGAUAUUCUCGUGGGGAAUAAUGCGGGGUGUGGAACGCCUGGGUUUAAUGUGACUGAAGGAUGGGAUCCUGUAACGGGUCUUGGAACGCCUGAUUUCAAGAAGUUGAAGGAGAUUGUGUUGGGGUUGUAAUAUUCUUUGAACCAGGGUGUCCGACCGCAGUUGGUGCGAUUUUGUAGCCUAGUCUUCGUAGAUAUAUCCACGUUCUUGAGGUAGAUUGGCCUCGCCUACGGUAUCUCGCAGUUUUGCCUCAGCGCCACCCACCGAAUGUGUCUGUUUUCGGCGGAGCGGUUUCCUUUUAAGACAGACCGCCAACAGUCUAACGCCCUUUUCAAGCUUUCGCACUCCUUCCUCAUCGACUUGUGCAAAUUUUAUGUUGUCCUCUGAUUGUCGUGUACUUACUCCCAUCCAUCCGACGUGACGGCGCUAGAUCGUUGCCCAAGAAA